Messenger RNA from Oxyura jamaicensis (ruddy duck), 10379 nucleotides. It is a transcript of the gene REEP2, whose product is annotated as receptor accessory protein 2. The record is from RefSeq and is a predicted model, not a curated record. Gene Ontology annotation, molecular function: microtubule binding; taste receptor binding. Lineage: Eukaryota; Metazoa; Chordata; Aves; Anseriformes; Anatidae. Gene Ontology annotation, biological process: endoplasmic reticulum tubular network organization. The coding region runs from base 151 to 1017 and encodes 288 amino acids. Gene Ontology annotation, cellular component: endoplasmic reticulum tubular network; cytoplasmic microtubule; endoplasmic reticulum membrane. The transcript has 9 exons.
GGCGGCACAGGGAGCGAUGCGGACCCUCGGCUCCGCUGCGGCGACUCCGCCCCUGUAAGUACCGGGGCGGGGCUGCGCCUGCUGCAGGAGCCUGCCCGUUAAGAGUCACCUCCCGCCGCUGCGGAAGCCGGCGCCGCCGCCGCCGCCGCCAUGGUGUCCUGGAUCAUCUCCCGCCUCGUGGUGCUGAUCUUCGGCACCCUCUACCCCGCGUAUUCAUCCUACAAAGCUGUGAAGACGAAAAACGUGAAGGAAUAUGUGAAGUGGAUGAUGUACUGGAUUGUGUUUGCCUUUUUCACCACUGCAGAAACACUCACAGACAUUGUUCUUUCUUGGGCUGAGAGAUGCCCUGUUUAUGGAGUUUUCAUGGCUAUGGAUGAAAGACUAAAUGAGACUCAAAGAAGGUUUCCUUUUUAUUUCGAGUUGAAAAUCGCAUUUGUGAUUUGGCUGCUCUCCCCUUACACCAAGGGCUCCAGUGUCCUCUACAGGAAGUUUGUGCACCCAACGCUCUCCAAUAAGGAGAAGGAAAUUGAUGAAUACAUUACUCAGGCUCGUGACAAGAGCUAUGAAACCAUGAUGCGAGUUGGCAAGAGAGGGUUAAACCUGGCUGCUAAUGCAGCAGUUACUGCAGCUGCAAAGGGCCAAGGAGUUUUGUCUGAGAAGCUACGAAGUUUCAGCAUGCAGGAUCUCACUCUGAUCCGGGAUGAAGAUACUGUGCAUUUGAAAAGCCAUGAGCCACAGCUGCACCCCCCUAGAGCGAGUCUCCUUGAAACCAUUGAGGAUUCAGCUUCCUGUUACUCCUCAGGAGAGGAGAGUAGUGUGGCACAGAGGUCUAAUGGAACCCUGACAGAAACCAGAACAGACCCAUCAGAUGAAGAUGCAGGAGACAAACUGCCAAAACGUACCCAGAGCCUCAAAGCUCCUAAGAAGAUAACAAAAGCUGAGCUUCCAGUAAAAAGUGUGAAAGCCCGCCCUAGGAAGAAAGCUGCAGGAUCUCUUGCUUCUGGAGAGUCAUCCUAAGGAGACCUCCCCUCCCCAGCACCUAUCUCUGUCCUAGGAUUUGCCUGUCACUUUUGAGUGGAAACUUUUCCAAAGGGAGCUGAGAUUGAUGUACAUAACAGAUGCUGCUUAGUAGAGCUCAUUCCAAGGCAAGGGGGAGGCUGGGAUUCAGAACAUGGAACAGAGGAUACAGAUCCUCAGGAAUUUUCUCCUUUUCAUCCCUCUCUUGGAGGGAACGCUAAUAUGUCUGUACAUAACCUGUUGCUUUGGAAUUCCCUCUGUAUAAUCCUAGUUGGGAAGAAUCUUUACUGGGAGAACAGGCUAGGGUUAGAGACACCUGUUGAACUGGAAAAAUAAUUAGACACUGGAGUUCCACAGAGGUGUGUGGUUCCCUAGAAUAUCUUAUCCUGCUCUGGGUAUCCUGCAGCUGUGUGUUGUUAGAAGUGCCCACAACAAUUCACCCUCUUUAAAAAUGGACCAUAGCUGUUAUGUCCUUCCCCUUUCAGAAGGUGACUGUUGAGUGGUUUUGAACCUAAAGGACUGGCUCAUGGGAGGAGUAUGCCAGAUUCUAGUUCCUAGUACUAGAAAACGAAGAGAUUGGGUUUUAUUUUAUUUUAUUUUUUCUGGAAGGUUAAGUGAGGAAAUUGAAAAGCUGAGUUAUGAAGAAAAUGUGCUGCUAUUUGCACAUGUGAAAGAGUAGAUACAGAUAUCCAGAGGAGGUAACUGUUGAGAAGGAAAGUUGGUCAUCCAUAAGAUUUUGGUUGCUUUUGAAGCUGCUUUUGAUUUCAGGUUCUGUUGUUCACUUUGAUUCCUGUAAAAGCAUGACAGUGAGAGGAGUCCCAUGUAGUGGAUAAAGGCAUGGAGAGCGUUACUUUGCUAUUUAAUUGUUUAACUCCAUGUCAUCAUGGUGCUUUUUAAUACAGACAAAUUCUUUCAUUCUAGAAGAUCUCUGGGGAAAAUCUGGCUCAUUAGUCUGCAAGCAUACUUGAGAAUUUCAGAAGCCCUUGUCUCUUAGCUUUAGGAGAUCCACUACUCAGGGCACAAGAAAUGAGAAAUAGCUGAUACAUGAACUUCACUAGUUCUAGGAUUCCAUUUAUGGAUUAUAAAUUGUAGGGACCAGUGAACACUAUUGUACUUUAUCAAUCUUCUUGCUUUAUCCUACUCCAGCCCUUGCACAAAUUUUCUCUGUGUGACCAUUAGCCUUGUUUAUCCAUGCCCUGAGACCUGAGCAAUAUGCAACAUUUGGGACGGAAGCACAUUGUAUGUGGAAUAUGUUUUGUGAGAGUGAAACUGCAGAAGAAAUUUGCAUGCAUGCCAUAGAUUCUAAUCCACUGAGUAUUGGUAAGGGGAGAUCCCCUGUACACAUACCCAUGGGAAACAAGUAGAAUUCCUGUUGUGGAAACUUACAGUGCGGGAGCACCCUUAUGGACAUGACUGUCUGAAUGAAUACGUGGUGGUCUUAAUCUUUACUGGAACUACAACUCUAGGUGCAGACACUCGUUUUCUCGUGUCUCUUGCUGUCACAUUUCUGAAAUUGCAGUGGAUUUUUCACAAAGCUGAGUAUUCUGUUGACAAUGUAUAGAAGCCCUACUGCAAGUAAGAUUUCACAAAUAUUUCUGUCAUAAAGAGUCGUCCUUCAAAAGUUUAUAAUGUUCAAGACUGGGACUGAAGUUUUUAUUGUUUCCCAUUGUCUUGGUGGCAAACUUAUGAAUUAUUUCAUUUUUAGGGGGGAAACAAAUUGUUUGUUUCUACUUCUACUUGUAGCUUGUAAAAUUCUAAAUCUUGACCAACCGUAUCAGACAUACUUAUCCUAAAGUAUCCAUAAAUCCUUACCCAGGAUCCAGUAGAAAACCUUUGAUCUGACUCUGAGAUUUGUGUUUUAAGAAAAAAAAAAAGGUUUUGUAGUUUUUGUAGUUUAUUAACAAUCAUUGUAUACAUGUCUCGCUAGUACAUGCAAAGACAUGUACCAAAGCAAGAAUUCUUUCUGUUUCCAAUGGAAAUUCCUCUUUCCACGAGGAACAAAAAUCUUUGCUGAAUAUGUGAAAGAUUCAGUCGUGAUAAACUGUUUUACUAGGCUUUACUGAAUUGAACAAAACAAAACCAUUAUUCUUUAUACACUAAGUACUUCUGUGACCACAUUUCUGGACUUUUUUGUUUGUUUGCCUUUUAAACUAAAAAUCUCUGUAGCAAAUUAAUUAAAUCAUUGUCAGGGACUUGAUUUGGAGGCCAAGGAUGGGUUAGCCUGUCCUUAUACUGAUCUUCCUGCCCUUUCCUUGUGCAUGCACUGUGAUAGUCUUGGAUUACUCAAUUUUCAUACAGUGACUUUCCAGAAUGCUUUCUAGAAUCAGUUCAUUUGCAGGAACUCCUCCUGCUUUGAAGCAUAAGAAUUUCUGAAGACUCAGUUUGGGGAUUUGGAUUUGCCUUUGUUCUCCUGAAACAGACCCUGUACUAAGUAUCUUUUACUCAGCAUUGAUGCUUGAUGUUAUUAGCCUGUGCGUAAGAACAGAUCAAUCUUGCCCUGACUUCUUGUAUAGGGAAAUUAAAUGACUUUUGUUAUAAGAGAGUCUGGAGUAGCCAUGGACUCCAUUGAGGGUGAUAUGAAGCUGAUGAUGUCAGGCAGCAGACCUUACCUAGAGCAAGAAAAUGUCUUAGUACGGACGUUAUUUUCUUCUAGUACGAGUGUGACCGUUACAUUUUGCUCUGCUUGAUCAAAGCCUCUGCAAAUCUGCCACCACCCAUGUGAUCUUUCAUUGAGUUCCUAGAUGUAGUUCUGCUUUGGAUGGCAUGGUCUUGCAUAGAAAUUCUCUUGUUAAUGAGAAUGCUGAAUGUGCUGUUUUGGUAAAAUGCUUCUAUCAGCUGUUCUGUGUUUUCAGCAGGAAAUGCUGGAAUGUAGUUUCCAUCUAGUAUUUUCUAUGAGCUUAAUUCUGCAGUGAGCAAAUGGUUAAAUCCAUACCUAGCAGUAGAACCUACUGUGUUCAGUAAGCAUUUAUACCCCUUUCCAAAUAUGUCCAGGCACAAAUCGAAGCACAGAAAAAAAUCUACAGAACCCUGAAUUUCCUGAAAUCGAUACUUUUGAGUUUUAUUUCUCCUUUGCCAUCUUAAUCAGUAGGAGAUAUGUGCCUUAGAAGGAAAGUGGGAUGAUUAUAGAACACACUGCUGGUUCUCUGGCUGCACAGAGCAUUGUAUCAAGGAGACUUGUUUGUUAACUGUGAAGUGGCAAGAUAUGCUUGAGAACAGCUGUUGAAUUGAGUUGUUUUCCCAUCUGUCUUCCAAACUUGCAUGCAAUGCUGGAAAGUAUGGGUUAUUGCCUAAAACACAAAUCUGGAAAAAGGGGAAAAAAUGCCCUUCUUUCUGAUGGGGACAUUGUAUUGCCACGUGACUCUGCAGCUUCCUGGGGAGAUGCUGAAUCACAUUGCUCUUUGUAACUGUUCAGUAUUAUAGGCUUUCAUGCUUGACCCGUUACAAAUUUGUAACUUGCCACCAGGCUGAAUCAUCUUGUGCUGCUCUCAGAGUUGCGCGGUGAAGUCAGAUGUGUGGAAAAAUAUUCUGAAGCUAUGCGAUUUCAUAGAAUGUUUGAGGUUGGAAGAGGAUCUCUGGAGCUCAUCUGGUCCCACUGUUCUACUCAAGCAGGGCUACCUAGAGCUGGUUGCCCAGGAGUUCCUGUUGUAUGUUGUCUGGAGCUUAUUGAAUUUAAUGUUUAAGACCUGGUAUAUGUAUAAAUACAUACACUGUACUGUAUGGGGCUGUGUUUUAGUGUUAACUGAGGACAAAGGAUUCCUGGUUACCUUUUAUCUUGAAUUUGGCACUAUUAGAAGAUGCUGCAAACACAACUCAGUUUUAUGUUAUUUGUUUUGUUUUGAAGCCUCUAGGCUUCAGAAGAGAAGAAAUCUAAAGACAUGUGCAGAGUAACUUUUGAGAACAAUUGCUUUGAAUUAUAAAUGAAGACAGUAAAUUUCCACAGGAGCUAAGAAACUGUCCUGUGAGACAGGGUAGGGUGGAAAUACUCCUGACUUUUUCUGAGUCUCAAGCUAUACUUGUACUCUGCACCCUACAGAUUAGAGCUUGGUUGUCAUCUUAUGGAACUUCUGUCUCUGUAUUACCUUUCUAAACUGGGCUUGACCUACAUGCACUUAUUCUUGAACCUUUCAUCACUUCAGAAUAAUAAAGUUUGAAUUUUUCCUCAGUGGUCAGCUGAUCUGUGGGGAGGAUCUGAUGAAUUAAGCAUCUCACAGCAUUUUCUAGUUGCUGUGUUAUGCUGAGGAAGCACCAGCAGGGAGCUCCAGAGGACAGAUAAAUCUGUGAAAUUGAAUGCACAAAGCCUGCAUUUUUGGAUGAACUAAAUGCUGAUCUUUGUUACACUCAUAUGCCAGCUAUCUGUAGAAUCCCAAAGCUCAGUGCCAGAACUGCUAGUUCAAGGAGUCAAAGUAAUAUGAAAUGAAGAGAAACAGUGGCAAACACUUUUUCCUGCAAUGUUGCAGGUAAAUUUAGGUUUUAGGUGCUGCUUCUCCUAAAAAUUUUUCUAUAACCUCCUUGCAAGUAAACCAUUACCUCCUUGCUCUGUUUCUCAGCUCGUAUCCUUUCAUUAUCUGGCUAUAUUUCUUAUGUUUUUAUUAUUAUUAUUAUUAUUAAGCAGAGGACUACCUCCAUUUUGCCUACUAUGAAGACAUAAAAAAAAAAAAAAGCUUUAUUUUUAAGAGCAGCUAUUACCAGUAGCAUAGUGUGAUGCAUUUGCCUUUUCUUGCAGCAUAUUCUCAUUUUAAAUAGGCUUACUGCACUGCACACCCUUUGGACAAGAGCAUUCUGCAUUUAACCAAAUAACAUUAGAGGUAACAGCAAUGGAGGGCUGCAAAAAUGAAUGUACUCCUAAUGACCAAGCCUGAGUCUUCUAUAAUAUGCAACUGUCUGAGACUGUAUCAAAAAUAUCUGCAGCAACAGUCAAAAUGCAUUGCUAUACUGACUCAUCAAAGAUGGGAAAUUUAGUCAUUGUCUUUGCAGGAGCCUGGGGAAGAGAGCUGAGCUGAAUGACAAGCAUAUAACCAUAGGUAGUACUGUCAGAGUAUGAUUCAUUGCGGUAUUGUAGGAAUAAUUGCUUGGGUUCACAUAAGUUAGUACCAGCAUGAAGUAGCAAAAUUCAACCUGCUGAUUUACCUUGUUUCUUGUCCAAGAAGAUUAGCCUGACACUUCCAUGCAAAUAAGCCAUGUAUAUGUAUCUACACUAUAUGGGUCCAAACAAAAUGGGCAAUUUCAGUAUCUCUAAAGAAACAUUUUAUUCCCCUCCACAUAUUCAGCCAACCAAACAAAAACAAACAAAAAACAACAACAGUCUUUCUACAUAUUUUUAUUGCUUUGGGAACAGUAGGGGAAGAUGAGCUUUCUGCUUACUAUCCAGAGUUUGGACAAAAUACUGUACUGCCACACAGGAGAUGGAUCUAAAGCAUGCCUAUACUGUCAGGGGUGGGAGGUGAGUACUUCUCUUGGAGCUUUGUUGGAAACACCUCUUUGGCACACAAAUUGUGUGUGUGUGUUUAAAACACAUGUGAAAAAUGUACCGAAAUAGAGAGUAAAAAGAACUUUUGCUUAUGUAGUUUUUAUCUUCUUUGCUUGUAACUUGCACAACGUGAUGAGGACUUUUGCCUCACCAUGUAGAAGAAUUGACAAGUGUAACUGGUUUGUAGUAUCUAUAUUCCUGUUAGUGGAUAUCAGAAUUACAUAAAUGAGCACUAAAGAAUUUUUGCUAUCUAGGUGACACACUUCAGAAGAGGAAAGUUAGACUGAAGGAUGCACAUCUUAAUUCUAUGUUAAAACUUUAGACAGAGAAAUCUGUCUUGGACUGUAAGAACAGAAUGAUUACUCCCUGCCAAAUUACUGGCUUUCAUGUGUGAAUGAAAGCUAGUACAACCACCUCUUUCAAAUAGAUGUUGUUUAGUUAUUUAACAAUAUCUUGUCAACUGAAGUUACUAUUUUACCAAACAUCACCUUUUUGCAUAGUGUCUUGCCUGUACAUGCACUUGAUUUCUAAGUGUGUGAAUAUUGUAGAUUGGUUUUCAUUAGAGUGCAAAUGCUUUCAACUCAAAAUUUUCAAAAAUUCCCAGUGCAAGCAGAGCAAAAAUGUUAAAAAUUGAUCUAAUUUUAUGGAACACCAGGGGAGUCUAGCCAAAAGGAGAUCAGAGAGGACUUAGUUGAGAGAAUACUCUUAAUUUCUUGCUCUCCCUAGUUGAUUCCAAGUGAUUCUUAGAGCUUUCAGGAGCAGGGUGUAGGCAACACUGCAGAGUGCUGUAAGGCAAAUUUCUGUUCACAGUGCAGAUCAGCACCCACCACGCUAUGCUGCCAAGCUUUACCAGGAAUCUUGAGUUAAUGCUGGUCACUACAUCUCAGUAGGAAAGUGUAGGAACAGAGGAUUCUAUUGGAAGAUUACAAAGUCAGAAAAGUGAUUGUGUGAAGAUAAAACUAAGAGAACUGCAGCAACUUACCUUGAAGAAUGAUGACAAAAAUCUGCAAGGAUUUUCAAUAGGGAAUUAAACUAGUCAGUUUACAAUCAGUAAAACAACAAAAAAUAGCAGGAUUCAGUUAAUAAAUGGAAAAUAUGUCAGUGAUGUAUGUAUUGUCUUUCUUUGAUAACCUAUAUUACAAUUGCUUCACAUAGUUCCAGAUUUUACAGGUUAUGUAAAAGUUUUAUAUUUAAGGAAACUAAGUUUUUAUCUUAAGUGAUGCUUAGUGACUUACCAAAAAGGAAGCAAGUUGAAAUUUUUUGAUUACUUUCUAAAAUUAGAACUGUACAGAUCCUCAAAUCUAGUUUUGUAUUCAUGCUGCUGUCUUUUGUGGAAAACACUGAGCUGAUGGACUCCUCAUUUGUGAUUCCUCUGUUUAUAUUAUUUCUGAAAUGUAGUGAAUGUCACAUAGAGAUAAUUUAAACCUCUAUUUUGAAUUCACGUCUAAAUUCAGGCAUGCCAAGCUAUGUAUGAGCUAACGUUGGUUGAAUGAGAGAAAAUGGAGAAGCUGAGUCAGAUCUAGCCAGGCAAAAGUGGCUGAAAGACCUUCCUUGAAGUGCACAAACUAAAGACUAUAUAAUAAUGCUUGUUUCUGAUUCAACAUUUUCAUGACGAAGUUCCAGUUAGCAUAGUGCUGAUCUAAAGGCACUUAAUUCACAGUUGUGCAUUGCUUUUUGUCCACCAGAGGGUGUAAUACAACAUAAAAAUCACUGAAAGUGAGAGAGCAGACGCUUGCCUGAUAAUAGCUGAAUUGUGACUGGUUGAAUGUUUAUUUCCUCUGAGAGUAAACAACCUACUUUGAAAGAGAGAGAAGAGGGAAAACUUCAAACACACACCAACAAAUGGGGCUCUAGUGGAGAAAUAUGAAGUAUUACUGCAGUUAGCCCCUAUUCAAAAAGGCCAUUUAAGCUUACUGGGCUUUUCAGUUUAAAUAUUUUCUAGUGUGGCUUAUGGAGCCAACACCAUUAGAGAAUAACUGCCUUCAAAUCUUUUAAUUAUCCAUGCAAACAAUUUUCCAGCUGCAUGAAGCAGCCCUGUAAAUGGUAGUGUUUGUGGCUAAUUUUGCUGCUUUUGCAAUUAAACAAUUUUUGUGUGUGCAUGUAUUUCAGUAGUGUUACCUUAAAUUGUACUUUGGAUUCUGUAGUAUUUCCUGUAGAAUUUCCUGGUAAGAAUGCGUAGCUUCUAUCAAUUGGAUCUACGUUCUGUGAAAAUAGAACUAACUUUAAUCUAAAAAUACAGAUGAAUCUGAUGGUUACUAUGGUAACUUGUGACCAUGGCAACAGAGAGAGGUAGUACUCUGAAGAAUUGAUUUUUUUUUUUUCUUUUAAGACAACAAGCUAACUGAUAGUACAAGUAUGUCAGGGAAAAGAUUUACUUUUUUAUUAACCAUAUAGGAUCAUAUGAAUACAAGGGAUUUUGGCAGCGUCUCCCUUAAGAUCCUCAUAGAAAAGCUGAUGUACAAUGAGCUGGGUCAGCAGAUGGUGAAGUGGAUUGAAAACUGGCUGAAUGACCAAGCCCAGAGGGUGGUGAUUGGUACAAAAUCUAGUUGGAGGCCAGUAACAAGUGGAGUAUCCUGGGAACAAUACUGAGUCGAGUUCUAAUAAUUUCCUCAUUAAUGAUCUGGGUGAUGGGGCAGAGUGUACCCUCAGCAAGUCUGCAGAUGCCACAAAACUGCUCCCAAUGGCUGAUACACCAGUGGGUUGUACAAGAAGCAGCAGGAGGUGUAUAGGAUGUUUGAUAUUCCAUCUUGAAAUAUAUAGAAAUCCUAGGUGCAUAGCAAGACCGCCUGCAAUUCCUUUUGAUAUUAAGAAAGAGGUCUCGUCUGCUGAAGAAAGGUCAAAGACAUCAGGAAGUUACUGUAGGAAAGAGGAAAAGGUUAGAACAUGGUUAAAGACUUCUUGUUGUCAAACAUGUAACAUAGUUUUGGUAUGUUUCUGUUCACUUUUUCCAUCAUAGGAUCAGAGUUAAAUGACGUAGUGCCUUCAGACCAGUGCUAAGUUUCAGCUAUGUACUAUGAAUUGCCUUGGAGCAGUGCAGACCCCAAGAGCCUGUAUAGUAUUAGAGGAAGCUGUAACAAUUUAAAGACUGAUUACAAUAAAUAGUAAUAUAUUAUUGAAGGAAGUGGGAAUGGGCUCUCAUGACUAAAUCUUGUAUGUAGCAGGUGACUUUCUAUGCCAGCAUAGAGAUAAUGUAGAUACUCUAUACUAGCAACAGUUAGUGUAACCUUUAUAGGAAAAUGUGCUGGAUAUGAAUUUAGUCAAAGCCACAUCAGAGUUUUUCAAGCUUUCUCAUUUUCCUAGGUAUUGUUGGGGAAUCUGGAAACUGAAUGGAAAUUACAGUAUUGCAGUUAUCACUUGCUAAUUGUGAAGAGCUUGAAAUAAAUAGAAUCCAAGUUUAAUGUAAAAGCCAGCUUUUGUAAGUCAGCUGUUGUUACUUCUGUAUUUGCCCCAGGAAUACUGUAGCUAAUCAGCGGAGCCACUAUGGUGAUCUAAGGCCAUUACUCCGGGAAAGGGGGGAGAGGUGUCCUGGUUUCAUUUAGGGAACCGCAACAGAGGGGGGAUGCCAGGCCAAACUGAAUUGGAUCUGCUUGUCCAGUCUUCUGCCUCUGGUACUGCUCACUCCAUGUAAUGACCAGCGGGCAGUGUGGAAAUUACACGCGUUGGAAAAACCUGUUCCUGACGCUGUUGUCUUCUUACCCGUCUUACCCUCCUUUGGGAGGAGGAGUUUUUUGAAUUCCAUCAUUAAUUUUUUGUAAAGCUGUAAAAAGUUUGCUUACAUGUUACAAUGCAAUGACUUAAAUGUAGAAACUCUAAGGCAUCACAGUCUUGUGUUGUGCUUGCUCUGUUACCCAGACUCUUUCAAGUUUUUUUCUUUUUUAAGAAAUUCUCUCUUGUU